AUGCUCUUCGCCGCCCGCCGUCUCGUCGCCCGCGCUCCCGCCGCGCUCCGCGUCGCCCCCACCCCGGUCACCGCCGCCCCGCGUCUCUUCACCUCGUCCGCGCUCCGCUUCGCCGCCGGCCCUCCCGUCAUCCAAGGCGAGGGCGGCAAGGACGGUGAGAUGCCCACCGACGAGCAGCAGGCCACCGGUCUCGAGCGUUUCGAGCUCCUCGGAAAGCUCCAGGGCCAGGAGGUCUUCGACAUGGAGCCCCUUCAGAUGACCCACCUCGGAACCACCGAGAACCCCAUCCAGAUCAAGUCCUACUGGCCCACCCGUAUCGUCGGCUGCACCGGUUACCCCGCCGACUCGCACGACACCAUCUACCUCCACCUCAACCGCGACCUCAAGCACCACCGAUGCCCCGAGUGCGGCAGUGUCUACCAAAUGGACUUCGAGGGUGACGAGCACGCCGGCCACCACUAG
Messenger RNA from Moesziomyces aphidis, 462 nucleotides. The record is from the annotation of a GenBank genome assembly. NCBI's taxonomy places the organism in Eukaryota, Fungi, Basidiomycota, Ustilaginomycetes, Ustilaginales, Ustilaginaceae.